GGCGACUUAACAACAAAGUAGGGUUAAGGAAAUUCUUCAGAAGUUUCUGAUCUAUCUUAAAGUGAUGAAUGAUGGGAAUCUUAAUUUACUAUAAUGGGACGAAAUAGACCAUCAAAUGCAAGAGGACGAGGAAGAGGUCGUAGUUACGAUGCGAAUGAUGAACGCAGACGAGGUGAUGAAACCAAGCAAGAUGAAUCUAGAAUGUAUAGACCUGCAUCUGCGGGACGUUUAGGUGUUCGCCAGAAGGAAUCUGGAGUAGGAAGCAUUGCAUCUGGUGGAAACGAUGAUGAUGAGAUAUCGAAACCACAGAAAUUCAAAGGAGAUAAGUCAAACGACUGGUGGAAAAAACAAAAGCAAGAAAGACUGCGAAAAGAUAUCGAAACAGCUAAUAAAAGACGUGACCCUGAGUCGGCUACGCAUGGCGAGGAGAGAAUCAACAGAACCACUCAACCAGUAACGAGAUAUGAAAAUGCUAGCAAGAAUAGUCCACCAGCAGUUCAAAACUGUUCAUCUUUUCAGAAAUCUUUUAUGCCCGAUGACCGCGUCGGUACGUUGACUAUUGGUGACAAUAAGCGAAAGAGGAACGAUACCUUAGCUUUAAUGGAAAAGUCCAAAAGUGACCCGCCUAACAAAAGUGCCACACAACAGCAAAGUGAAACAACGGCCCGACCACGAGUUCAGAGUUCAGACCAACGAGAUGGCAUUGAUAAAGUUUCAUACACGUACGGUUGUAGACCUAAAACAACAUUCUUCCAGGGGCAAGCUACGGAAGCAAUUGCUGAAAGGCAUGAUAGGUUUGAACAUUAUCGUAAUUCAGCAAGCCAACAGGACAGAGGACACCAAACAAUAAAACCUUUAAUACGACCGCAGUCACGUGAACAUCCUUCCCAAGAGCGAGGCGAACGUCCUACUUCAUUUAUUAGUCUGGACAGGCUGAAACGUUUAAAGAGCGAGAACCCAUCUAAAAUUGUACUUGAGCUUUCAGCAAGUGUAGAAAUACUAAAAGAGACAAUACACCAAUGCAACAGUGAUAACAAACUAUUUGACACACUUCUUGAAGUUUUUGCAAGAUGUUACGAUACGCAUUCUGUAACACAGUCUAUGGUUAUUCUGUUCGACGUUUUAAACACGGGGAACUUCUUUGGAACAUUACAAAAUCAUCUGCUGGAUCUACAAAAUGAAUUUGAACUUGACCCUACAUCAACAAAACAAAGAGUUCAAAUGAAGCGGACGGUUACGAACACAUUUAAAAUAAUGUGGGAACAAGUAGCCAGAAAUCCAUCUUCUCAUCGACUAUUUUCGAGAUUGUACAACGUCUUGAAACAAAUUAUUGAUGAUCCCGAUUUCUCAAAUGAACUGUCAGAAAGAACAGUAUUGGAUUUUAAAGAAUUUGGAGAACGCAAAAGAAGCUUUGAGAAGGAACUGAAGGUCAUAUCGGUGAAGCCAAAAUCUGAUGGCCCUCCUGACGAUUUCCGAGACAUACCGGUUCUUCCUACCAGUGGAGAAAUUAAAGGAAUCGUACGCCCAUACUUGCGUAAAAAUAAAAAAGAUGGUGACUAUGAUGAUUUAGAUCACUAUCUUGAUGUUCAAUUCCGGCUCCUGAGAGAGGAUUAUAUUGGACCACUCCGUGACGGGGUUUUUGAACACAUAAAACAAUUAAAACAGUCUACUGACAUAACUGGGAAGAAGAAUAGAAAUAAAAAUCUGAAGAUAUAUCCCAAUGUAACGGUGGUUGCGCCACUUGUUUCAGAACAAGGCCUCUGCUACAAAAUGAAAAUGGGUAUGACAUCUCGAAUGAAGAAAAUCAAAUGGGGGCAGGGAAAACGUUUAAUCUAUGGUUCUUUAGUUUGCCUUACUGACAACAAUUUUGACACAUUUAUCCUUGCAACGAUAGUAGAAAACGACGAUCUGGAAGCUGGGUAUUUUACAAUACACAUUGAAGAUGAUUCCGUAGAUACAGCCAAUCUAUUUGGAAAAGUGUUCAUUAUGGCUGAGACGAGCGCGUAUUUCGAGUCUUAUAAGCACGUUCUAUUAAGUUUGCAAACCUACAGAGAUGGAGAUUUGCCGUUUGAAAAGUACAUUGUCUUUUGCGACACUGAUUGUCGACCACCAGCUUAUUUGAACCCUGAGUCGACGUUUGAUUUGCGUUCUUUGAUUGAUGUACCUUUAGACACUGAAACAGAAGAUGUUACAAUGGAAGAAAUCGUUGACAUGAUUGACAAAACAUCAGAUACAUCUGACGAGGACAAUUACACAGCGAGGGCUCCAUCGGUUGAAACAGAAUUGAGUAAUCGUGAUUACAAAGAGGUGCAAAUUCUUGAUGAGUCUAAGUGGCCCUCAAAUCAUUUACUCUCUUUGGACGAAUCGCAGAUGAAAGCUGUACAAAACGCCCUUACAAGAGAAUUCGCUGUUGUCCAAGGACCUCCAGGGACUGGAAAAACGUAUAUUGGUUUGAAAAUUGCGAAAGCAUUGCUUCUUAAUCAAAAGGUAUGGUGCCCAAUGACUGUUGACGGAGUUUUAGAAAAAUCGCCGUUGCUUGUUGUUUGUUACACAAAUCAUGCACUCGACCAGUUCCUCGAAGGGAUCAAGAAGUUCUUCCGCGGUGAUAUACUGAGAGUUGGUGGUCGCUCAAACAGCAACAUUUUGUCAGGAGAUAUUUUAAAGAAUCGAAGGCAGCGAGUAUAUUUAAGAGAUCCACAGGUAGAGAAGAUGCGUACUUUGAAAGAAGAAGCAAGAAGAACUAUUGAGUCUCUAAGGGAAAAUAUUGGAAAAUUGGCAUUAACUGUAGAACUUCAAAUGCAUGAGGUUGUACAUGAGGAUCAUUUGGGCAACGUAAUUGGGGAACUGCAUAUGCAGCAGUUAAAAGGCGAAAAUGUUAUCAACUCGCCACAAUUGAUGCAUUGGCUACCAGUUAAUUUUUUAUAUCAGAAAUGCAGACAAGAUUGUAGAAACAAGAUGAGGAAGGUCGAGGAAAAGCAUACCGAAGCUGCCGUUGAUCUUGGUCAGCAAAGAAGAACAGCACAAAUGUUGCUAGGUGAUAUUUUAGAGGACUUUCCAAAAACCAACAAAAUGGCAUUGCUACGCGAGGUACGCAAAGAAAGUGUUGUGUACUCUGUUGAUAGGCGACACAUCGAUGACUUGACACAUAAAAUAGAACACGUAAUUAGACAGCUGAAACACAGAUGGGAAUCUUUGAAAAACGAAAGAAAACAUCUUCGUGAACUCGAAAUCAGGUUUGAAAGAAAUCGGCUGAAUCACACUGCAAGAGAACGAGCUGUAUUGAAAAAUCAAAUAGCAAAUAACGCUGGACAAAUAGAGCUGUUGGAAGCGAGGAAAAAAUCGCUUGAAAAUGAAUUGCGAAAUGAAAUUGAAUUUAACAAACUCAUGGAAUCAGCAUUACAUGAGUAUUUGUCUUCGCCGCUUGUUUUUACUGAUGAAGAAGUAAUGGCAAUUCAUGAUGUAUGGGCACUGAAUUUAGAAGACAGAUGGAAACUGUAUAGAUACUGGGUCAAAAGAAAAGCCCAGCAGUUGUAUGAGACCAUUGAUGGAAGGAAAGGCGAUUACAAAGUAGCCGCACAAAGAUUUCAAGAAGCACAGAUUCUGGAAGACAAAGAACUUAUGAGAAAAUCGGAAGUUAUUGGAAUGACAACAACAUGUGCUGCAAAGUAUCAGUCUGCUUUAAGGGAUAUUAAGCCGAAGAUUGUGAUAGUAGAAGAAGCUGCAGAAGUACUCGAAGCACACAUUGUCACAACGCUUAGCAGAGGCUGUCAACAUUUGAUACUCAUAGGUGACCACAAACAACUGAGACCAAAUCCAACUGUGCACAGAUUGGCUGUCAAAUACAACUUGAACAUAUCCUUGUUCGAGAGAAUGAUUAAUAAUGGAGUGAUGUACAACUGUUUGCACUUACAGCACCGAAUGAGACCAGAAAUAGCUGAUGUUAUGAGACACAUCUAUCCCGGACUCCAGGAUCACCCCCAAGUUGAAACGUACGAAAUGAUUAGAGGUGUGGCAACGGAUAUUCAGUUAAUAAACCACAGCUACCAAGAGACGAUGAGAGAUGAAAUAAGAAGCUAUGCAAAUCCGCACGAGGCGGCUUUUGUGUUUAGACUUUGUGAGUACAUGUUGUUGCAAGGUUAUGACCCAAGUCAGAUAACAGUCUUAACAACGUACACGGGUCAGUUGUUCGAACUUAAAAGACAAAUUCCUAAGGAUGGUUUCCGAGGCAUGCGAAUAACAGUUGUUGAUAACUACCAGGGAGAAGAAAAUGACAUCGUUAUUUUGUCCUUAGUACGCAGUAACCCUGAAAAUCGCAUUGGGUUCCUGAAAAUUGAGAACAGGGUUUGCGUAGCUCUGUCACGGGCAAAGAUGGGCUUUUAUGUUCUUGGAAAUUUUGAUCAAUUUUCAAAAUGUUCUAUGCUUUGGAAAACUAUCUACGACCACGCAAGGGAAAGAGGACAGGCUGCAGACGGUUUAAAAAUUGUCGGUUCUAAUCAUCCAGAGGAUGGGGAAAAACUGAUGACCGAUCCUGCAGAUUUUCUUAAUGCACCUGCCGGAUGCUGUUCACGGGACUGCGAGGCAAGACUUGAAUGUGGGCACAAAUGCAAACAAAAAUGUCAUGUUAUGGACAUAAAACACUUGAGGUAUCAUUGCAACCAAAUGUGUAGUAAAACAUGUGAAAACGGGCACCCCUGUGAAGCUAGGUGUUUCAAACAAUGUCCGCCAUGCCAGGUUCCAAUGCAAAAGACGGUUCAAAGAUGUGGUCACAAGCAAACGGUAGCGUGUUCAAUUCCAUUGAACAACAUCUGUUGUCAGCAUGAACCCUGUCCACGAAAACUCAAAUGCGGUCAUGACUGUCCAAACAAGUGUGGAUAUCCACAUGAAGCAAAGUGCGAAAUAACCGUAAAAAAAUCAUGGGACUGUGGCCAUUCUGCAGAUGUCAUUUGCUAUGAGAAAGACACUUUACCAUGUCCAGAACCGUGUCAAAAUAUCCUUGCAUGUGAACACUUAUGUAGCGGAACGUGCGGAACAUGCUACAACGGCCGGCUCCAUGAGGGAUGCAACGCAAGCUGCAACCGUAUAUUAAUUUGUGGACAUGAGUGUCAAUCUACAUGUAGUAAUUGUCCACCAUGCACUGCCGACUGCGAAAAUAGAUGUGUGCAUAGCAAAUGUAUGAAGCUUUGUGGUAAGCCAUGUCAACCUUGCAAAGAAAAGUGUGUUUGGGAGUGUGAGCAUUUCAAAUGUUCAAAACUUUGCAGCGAGCCAUGCGAUCGCCCCCCGUGUAAUGAGCCUUGCAAAUCGCUUUUAGAAUGUGGCCAUCCUUGUAUAGGACUUUGUGGAGAACCGUGUCCUACUCAGUGUAGAUAUUGCCACGAGGAGGUGACUGAAAUAUUCUUCGGUGAUGAGGACGAGUCUGAUGCAAGAUUUGUUAAAUUAGACGACUGUGGGCACAUCUUUGAAUAUCAGGCUCUCGACAAGUAUAUCGAAAUGGAAAAUGAAGAUGGAGCUGUAAGACUAAAGGAGUGUCCAAAAUGCAAAACCCCAAUCAGGAAAUGUGUCCGAUAUGGAAAUAAAAUUAAUGAAUGCAUUGCAAAUAUUGAGCUUGUCAAACGGAAGCUUAUUGGAAGUAAAACUGAAAUAGGUGCCAUUCGACUGGAUUUGAAGAAAAGUCUACACGAAAACCAUUUACAAGAUAAUGCACGAGGAUGUAUACAUCCACGAUUUAGAGCGAAUUUAGAACAGUUUAUUGUGUCUGAGAGCAAUGAUAUAAUUACUAAGCAAUCGAUGUUGAAUAUGAAAGCAAAAUAUGAUGCUAUGAGGUCAUUAACAACAGUUGUUGACGGAUUCACAUAUCGAACAAACAUGAAUGAUUUAGAUUAUGAUUCCAAGAUCAAGAAAUUUUUUCAAAGUAUCUCAAUCCGUUUGUCGAAAUCAAGUUCUAUUUUGACUGAACAAUUAACACAUGACAUUCAGAGGGAAUAUACAAGAGGACAAUUGUUUUCUGAAUACUUAAGACUAAAUAAAGAUCUUGAUCUGAAAACGAGACCUCAGACAACGAGUACACUUUUGGAAAGGAUUGCAAAAAGAGCAGGUAAACUGGUCCCACCGACAGAAGACGAAGAUGAUAGCAGUAAUAUAACGGAUGGGAAGUUAUUGACCGAACGAACUCGUGAAAUUCUUGUCAAGCCUGCGGUUUUCACGGAAGACGACGAAAAAGAAGUUAAAGCGUCAUUUGAAACGAUUCGGAAGUUGGUAAACAUCAAGGGACUGGGCAUAACAGAGGAGGAACGAGCUUCCAUCGUUUCUGCAGUGAAGCUGACUAAAGGGCACUGGUUCAAAUGUCCAAACAAUCAUGUAUACGCAAUAGGGGAGUGCGGAGGGGCAACGCAGAAAUCCAAGUGUCCGGAAUGCCAGGUGGAGAUUGGCGGAGAACAACAUAGACUUACGGAAGGUAAUCAGCUUGCUCCGGAGAUGGACGGAGCAGCAUUCGCCGCUUAUUCGGAAGAGGCAAACAACAUGGCCAACUUCGAUCUUCGGGGCGUUCAUUAAAGAUUUGUUUUGAUAUCAGAUGAACGUAUAUAUCGUAAUCAUAAAUCAUAAUCUACCACUAGAUAGGUCAAGGUCAAGCAAUACUUCGAUCAAUAUUUUUCUGUGUUUUAAUUUCUCAACUUCAGUAUUUGAAAUUCAUUUAAUAGGUAGGGUUAUACUGAGACUAAAUCUAUCAAGUAUAUACUGAGUAUCACGUGUUGUUGUAUCGCAAUGUUGAUUCAGCUUGUACAUACAAAAUACAGAACAAGCAGGACUCUCGUCUUACUUGAACUGCGUGAUUUGUGCACCUCUUUCAGUGUUGUUUGGGACCUUACUUUAAGCCUAUUAACAGGGUUUAUCAUAUAGUUUUCAUUGUAUUGAUGUUUUACAUGAUCUAUGCAAUACGAUUCUACAUGUCUGUAUUGUGUGCAGUGCAACGCGCUGUAAUUUAUUUGAUUUUUUGGGGUGUAAAUAGCUUUGUUUUAAAGUAUAAAUGUAUGUCGUACAUUGAGUAGUGUCCAUGUAAUAUUAAAAAGUUAUCUUUGCAUACGGAUCUAUGUAAAGCUAAUUAACUUGUACACCAAGAAGUAUUUCGGUGCAUCUUUAAAAUUGUUUUGUACAAAUAUAAAAUUUGUAGACUCAGUGUCUCUCAGUGUAUUAUUCUAUAAGAAUCAUUUGUGUGUGUUAAGCUACUAUGUAUAUUCUUUUGUAUUUUGUACACCAAGUAGUAUUUAUGUGCGUUCUAAGUUAAAGCUAUGCACAAAGCUACCUGUAUAUCGAUUGUGGAAACGGAUUGGUUCCAUUUGGAAUAAGGCUUCUUUCAAAUGCACUUCAAAUAAGAGUCUGUUUGCUUUCAAUCUUGAAUAAAUAUGUUAUUUGUACGAGUAGUGUUCCAGUGUGCGGAGCAAAACGCUAGUUGUAGCUUGUAUCCCAUUUUUUAUGUAUUGGUGGAAUUGGAUGGUGUGCAGAUUGCACCAUUUUUAUGUAUUGGUAAAAUUGAAUGGUGUGCAAAUUGCACCAUUUUUUAUGUAUUGGUAAAAUUGAAUGGUGUGCAAAUUGCACCAUUUUUUAUGUAUUGGUAAAAUUGAAUGGUGUGCAGAUUGCACCAUUUUUUAUGUAUUGGUAGAAUUGGAUGGUGUGCAAAUUGCACGUUCUUUUAUGUAUUGGUAGAAUUGGAUGGUGUGCAGAUUGCAUCUUUUUUAUGUAUUGGUAGAAUUGGAUGGUGUGCAAAUUGCACGUUCUUUUAUGUAUUGGUAGAAUUGGAUGGUGUGCAAAUUGCACGUUCUUUUAUGUAUUGGUAGAAUUGGAUGGUGUGCAAAUUGCACCAUUUUUUAUGUAUUGGUAGAAUCGGAUGGUGUGUAGAUUGCAUCAUUUUUUAUGUAUUGGUAGAAUUGGAUGGUGUGCAAAUUGCACCGUUUUUUAUGUAUUGGUAGAAUUGGAUGGUGUGCAAAGUGCACCAUUUUUAUGUAUUGGUAGAAUUGGAUGGUGUGCAAAUUGCACCAUUUUUUAUGAAUUGGUAAAAUUGGAUUGUGUGCAAAUUGCACUAUUUUUUAUUUGAUAGAAUUGGAUGGUGUGCAAAUUGCACCAUUUUUGUAUGUAUUGGUAGAAUUGGAUGGUGUGCAAAUUGCACCAUUUUUGUAUGUAUUGGUAGAAUUGGAUGGUGUGAUAAUUGCACCAUUUUUAUGCAUUGGUAGAAUUGGAUGGUGUGCAAAUUGCACCAUUUUUUAUGUAUUGGUAGAAUUGGAUUGUGUGCAAAUUGCACUAUUUUUUAUUUGAUAGAAUAGGAUGGUGUGCAAAUUGCACCAUUUUUGUAUGUAUUGGUAGAAUUGGAUGGUGUGCAAAUUGCACCUUUUUUUAUUUGUUAGAAUUGGAUGGUGUGCAAAUUGCACCAUUGUUUUAUGUAUUGGUAGAAUUGGAUGGUGUGCAAAUUGCACCUUUCUUUUAUGUAUUGGUAGAAUUGGAUGGUGUGUAAAAUGCACCUUUAUUUGUUAGAAUUGGAUGGUGUGCAAAUUGCACCAUUUUUAUGUAUUGAUAGAAUUUGAUGGUGUGCAAAUUGUACCAUUUUUUAUGUAUUCUUAAGAUUUGUUACUGCCCAAAUCACUAAACAACUUAUCUGAUCGGUCACUUUAAAUAAAUAUGAUUGAAGAUAUUGAUUAACUCGUAUAUUUAGGAAAUCAAACAUAAAGUGUACGAAAACAAAUCAUGCAGUUGAGUUUCUAUAGCAAAAGUAAUGACUUGUUGCCGAGUUAUGACCUCUUCUGAACCCAGUAUAAUUUCUUGUGUUUCUCUGUAAUGUGAAGUUUUUCUUCAUUCAUAUUAAAGUUAAAAAACGAACGCAACUGUUAUACACAAUAUUCUUAAUAAUGAGUGUUUGUAGAAAAUUAUACAUUAUGAUAAAUCCCUUUUCUGUAGAUUUGUGUGCGUGGGUGCGCGAGUGUGCGUUUUGUGUUUUUGUUGGUUUGUUUGCAUUGCUGUUGAAUUUUUAUGAAGGCAUAAUUUUAAACCAGUUAUGUUACAUAGCUAGAUGUGUAACCUUCAAUUUAAAAUGUUAUUUUUAUUAUCAUUAUUGUUGUUGUUAUUAUUACUAUCAUUAUUAUUAUUAUUAUUAUUAUUAUUAUCAUUAUUAUUAUUAGAGUAUCCUAUAAUUUCUAUGAUAUGAAGUGUUAUCAUUCAUGCUUCUCAUAAUAUCUAUUACUCUAAACUGUGUUAUAGGAAAUAAUGCUACCAUGUUGGGGAGUGAUUUCCUCUUUCUUCAUUUAUACAUGAACUUCCAUAUCGGAAGGUUAACAAGAAGGCAGAGCUUAACUGUGCUAACACUAUCAAGCAGUUCAUAUCAAUGUUAGUCACUUAUACCAGCGCGCUUCAUGGAAUUUUCUCGUGUGCCCUACUGCGUUCAUACAGCAUAAAUGCAAGAAAAAAAGGGAUCAAUCCUUAAAUGGUUUUGAAACGCUAUAUGAAGUUCAAACAAUGGGACAGAAAAUGUUCCCUUUGCCGGAAUGCGCUAGUCAGGCUGAACAUUGAAAUUUUAAAAUUGGGACAGUAAUGCUUUCCAUUGCCGAAAUGCAUAUUAUACACACACUAGUUAUCGAAUGCAGUCCAUGACAACAGGGUAUGGACAACAUGGUACAAAGUUACUACCCAAAACCAUGGUGAUUGAAAUUAAGAGCUCUGGUGUAAUUUCAUUCAUUUACUUGGCCUGUGGUUGCCAUAACUAUUACUCAUGUCACCUGACAUUGUUCUGUAUUCUAUAGUCCCUAUAAUAUAAAACUACUGUUUUUAAUGUAUUUGAAUUUUAAUUACUUUAAGUAACUUGUACAAUGUAUGUGUGACAUGAAAAGUAUGAGCUUAUAUUUCAAUAAACAUAUUCAAUUUCA
Messenger RNA from Mya arenaria, 9902 nucleotides. RefSeq names its product NFX1-type zinc finger-containing protein 1-like. Gene Ontology annotation, cellular component: nuclear RNA-directed RNA polymerase complex; nucleus. The record is from RefSeq and is a predicted model, not a curated record. Gene Ontology annotation, molecular function: helicase activity; zinc ion binding. Lineage: Eukaryota; Metazoa; Mollusca; Bivalvia; Myida; Myidae. Gene Ontology annotation, biological process: regulatory ncRNA-mediated heterochromatin formation. The transcript has 3 exons. Bases 94 to 6549 code for a protein of 2151 amino acids.